GUGAGUUUGAGAUGGGAGGACCUGAAGGAAUUGUGGAAUCUGUACAAAUUGUUAAAGAAGGAAAAGCUUCUGAAACUGAAGCAGUAGACUGUAAAUGGUACAUCCGAGCACCACCCCGAUCCAAGAUCUAUUUACGAUUCUUGGACUACGAGAUGCAGAAUUCCAACGAAUGCAAAAGGAAUUUUGUAGCAGUCUAUGACGGAAGCAGCUCCGUGGAGGAUUUGAAAGCAAAGUUUUGCAGCACAGUUGCUAAUGAUGUGAUGCUGAGGACAGGUCUGGGUGUAAUCCGCAUGUGGGCAGAUGAAGGCAGUCGAAACAGCCGAUUCCAGAUGCUCUUCACAUCUUUCCAAGAACCCCCUUGUGAAGCCAACACAUUCUUUUGCCACAGUAAUAUGUGUAUAAAUAAUACACUGGUCUGCAAUGGACUCCAGAACUGUGUGUAUCCCUGGGAUGAAAACCACUGCAAAGAAAAAAGAAAAGCAAACUUGUUGGACCAACUUACCAAUACCAGUGGGACUAUAAUUGGGGUGACUUCUUGCAUUGUGAUCAUCCUCAUUGUUAUCUCUAUUAUAGUACAGAUCAAGCAGCCUCGUAAAAAAUUUGUCCAAAAGAAAUCAGACUUUGAUCAAACAGUGUUCCAGGAGGUGUUUGAGCCUCCUCAUUAUGAGUUAUGCACCCUUAGAGGGACAGGGACUACAGCUGACCUUGCUGACGUUGCAGAUGACUUUGAAAAUUACCAUAAACUGCGGAGAUCCUCUUCAAAAUGCAUUCAUGACCAUCACUGUGGAUCACAAGUGUCUAGUAUUAAGGGCAGCCGUAGUAACCUCAGCACAAGAGAUGCUUCUGUCUUGACAGAAAUACAACCCCAGCCUGUAAAACCACUUGUUCAGCCCAUGAACAGGAGAAAUAUCCUUGUCAUGAAGCAUAGCUACUCACAAGAUGCUGCAGAUGCGUGCGAGAUAGACGAAAUUGAAGAGGUGCCAACCACAAGUCACAGGCUAUCCAGACAUGAUAAAGCUGUUCAGCGGUUCUGCCUCAUUGGGUCUCUAAGCAAACAUGAGUCUGAGUACAACACAACUAGGGUCUAAGAGAAAAACCUGAGACUGCUUGAGAAUAGUGCGCUCCUGGGUGAUUUUGAACAUGCUACAAUGAAAUGUGAACUGUCGUCCUUGGAAACACCAGCUAGAGGUUUUAUGGACUCUGACCAGCUAUUCUCUUAUCAUGAAAAAAUUCAGCAGCGUUGAGUAAAAUUACUAGAAGGCAAUAAGACUUUGGUUAUUAUGCUUAUCAGUCAUUUCUCUUUUUCUUUUUCUCUCUUCUUUUUGUUGCAAGUAAAAUUCCCAGUUUCAGGAACAAUUUAUUGAAAUCAGGUAUUUAGCCAUUCAUAAUCACUUCAAUAGAAACAUUUGUUGGAUAUGCAUCUAGCAAUAUGACUGAAUUUGACAUCGAGAAAUUAAACUGCAUGUAUGUUACUGGAUAUUUGAGUUGGCAAAAAUCCCUUUAUUAGAUACAUUGUAAAAAGCAUGCAUUCACAGUUAUUGCUGUUACUGUUCCAUUUCUGUGUCAUAUGCUUGCUACUUGUAACUUUUAUAUAAAAAUACAUAAAACAAUGUAUAAUAAUUUCAUACCUUGAGUUUAAUGCAAUGUUUUCUUUUACCUAAUUUACUAAUCCUGUGUAAUUCAGGAGAUUAAGGUCAAAAAGUAGUUUCUAGGAAC
Molecule: messenger RNA, 1716 nt
Organism: Prinia subflava (tawny-flanked prinia)
Lineage: Eukaryota; Metazoa; Chordata; Aves; Passeriformes; Cisticolidae
Product: neuropilin and tolloid-like protein 1
Exons: 6
Coding region: 12-1088 (358 amino acids)
Biological process (GO): positive regulation of excitatory postsynaptic potential
Cellular component (GO): postsynaptic density
Molecular function (GO): ionotropic glutamate receptor binding
Source: RefSeq, a predicted model, not a curated record